This is a messenger RNA of Osmia lignaria (orchard mason bee), 1075 nucleotides long. Its product is annotated as vesicle transport protein SFT2B. Gene Ontology annotation, cellular component: membrane. Gene Ontology annotation, biological process: vesicle-mediated transport. The record is from RefSeq and is a predicted model, not a curated record. Lineage: Eukaryota; Metazoa; Arthropoda; Insecta; Hymenoptera; Megachilidae.
AUAAUAUAUAGCUUAUCAUUACGAUCUAUUAAAUGAUUAUUAUUGUAAUUAAUAAGUUCCGAUUUUAUAAUCGGAAAAUUUUUAUGUUGCAUCACUGAAUAUCAUUCUGUGACAUCCUGCAAAGUAUGAAACAUAAAGAAAAACAGCUGUUUUAUAUAGUAAAUUACAGUGAUAACGAUAACAUAUUCUGUUUUCAUGCGAGAAAGUUUACAUCGUUUUGGUGGUUACAAUAAACAUGUUUCCAGAUUUUUAAGCUUCUAAAUAAUAUAUACGAAAUAAGAGUAUUGUUAUUUGCAGAAUACCUAGUAGUUAAUUAAGUUAAAAGAAAAAAUGGAUAAAUUAAGGAGAGCUUUGAGUGGAAAUGAUCAAUGCGAUGAAGAAAGCGGUAUUAUUACACAGGUUAUGGACCAAAGUACCUUAAGUUGGUCGACUCGGAUAAAAGGUUUUGCUAUUUGUUUUAUUGUUGGCAUUCUAUGCUCUUUCCUUGGAUCUUUUGCUUUAUUUUUACAUAAGGGACUUACAAUAUUUGCUGUAUUUUAUACAUUAGGAAAUGUCAUCUCAUUAGCAAGCACAUGUUUCUUAAUGGGUCCAUGCAGUCAAUUAAAAAAGAUGUUUGCAUCAACAAGAAUUGUGGCAACUAUUUUAGUAUUUGUUGCAAUUGGAAUGACACUUUUUGCAGCUCAUCUCAAGAAUCCAGGACUGGCAUUGUUGUUUAUAAUUAUUCAAUCACUGGCAAUGACAUGGUAUUCUCUAUCUUAUAUACCUUAUGCACGUGAUGCUGUCAAAAAAACUGUGGAAUCAUGUAUUACAUGAAAAGAUUUGCAAAUUGUGCAGUCAAAUAUUUCACUUAAUAUGUAUAUUAAGAGUUAUACGUUGUUCUUCACAUUGCACAAAUGUUAUAUGAAUUUGUCUGAAAUUUGUUUGAAAAUGCAAAAUAUAAUAACAGAUAAAUACAAAUAUGAAUAAGAUAAUAUGGAUCUAUUUCAGCAAGAUUCUACUACAAUAUGUCUGUACCUCAUUGGAAAUACAAUGAAAACAUUUUUAAAUAUAUACUUAAAAUUACAAUAUUUUAUAA